ACUUAUUUUACGGUAAAUAAUUAAACCAAAAAUCAAAUAAAAUAAAACUAAUCGUCGUUUUAAAUUAAUUAACAAAACGCUACAAGAAGAUCUACUGUCACGGGAACAAAAAAGUUAAACUGAUUUAUCCGCGCCGACUGAUCGAUGACGUUGAAGAAGCACUUUCUGGCCGCCAUUUUUUCAAUACUUGGAUGGCAACAUAUAGGCGUGAUAUCGUAACAACCGAAUGCUGUUGAAACAAAAUUAUUGAUUUUAAAUUUAUAUUAUGUUGACUGUCAUUAUACAGAGGCUGGAACAAUUACCAUGUACAAGAAAUUGAUAUUUUGAUUACUGAAUUGGAAUUUUUUUUUUUUAAUUGAGUUAUUUACCGUGCUCAUAUUUGUUAAAUUGUAAUAUUUAGUACAUUCAGAGACAAAUUACACUAAACACAAUGCCUCCAAUUGAUCCCAUGCAGUUGUUAAACUGCUUAAAAGUAUUGUUGAAUGAAGAUACUGGUGGUCUUAAAGGUCCUCCGGAAGCAAUGCAAAUAUCCAGGUUAAUGGCAAAAUUUUCCAAAAAAAUUGUUAGUAAAAGCCUUUAUGUUUUUAUUUUAAAAGAAUCUACACCUCAUCUAUUAAAUAUAUUUAUGGAUGCUGGUGGUUGGAAUUUAGUUUAUAAUUGGUUGAAGGAUGCUGUAGAAACUGAUCAUAUUGUACUAAUACAAGAUUUAUUAAAAAUAUUUCAUAUUGUUCCUGUAACAAUGGAACGGUUAAAAGCUAAUGGCGGACCAAAAUUAGUCAAAAAGUUAUCUAAAACUCAUAUUGAUCAAGAAGUGAAAACCCUUGCACAACAGUUAGUAGAAAAAUGGUUAAAAGUUGUCAAAACUGAGCAAUGGCAUAGUAUGAUGAGUGAAAAAGAAAGCCUUAUAAAACAAGACUCAUCAGAUAACAUAAAAUCUGAUCCUGUAAUUCAUACAAUUUUAAAUGCACCUAAAAUUGAUUCUGGAGCUUCUUCAGAAUCAACUAGUGAUAAUAUUUCGAUAGAUACCAAAACAAAAAUUGAUAAAACAAAAGGUAAAAUUGAAAAUGAAAAAGUUCGUCUGAAGAAAGAUAAAGUUAACACAAAUUUAAAAGUUAAAGAUGAUAUUGAAAAGAUACGAGAAAAACCUAAGAUUGAAAAAGAAAAAAUAAAAGACAAGAUUAAAGAUGACUCCGAUGAUGCUAAAGAGAAAAAAAGACGUUUGAAAGAUAAAAAUGGUAAUCCUUUUUUAAGAAUAAUUGGGGAAAUGACUGAUGAAAAAUCUGACGAAGACAAAAAAAUUGAAAAUAGUAAUUUAAAUUUAUCCAAACAUGCAAGUCGAAGAAAACAAAAUUUAAAAAAUGUUUCUUCUGGAGAAAAACCUGUAAAAGUAAAAUUAUUAAAUGACUCUAAAAAGUACAAUAGUGAUUCAAAUUCUGGGUCAGAUUCAAAAAAAGAAAUAAGACCAUUACCUCCUCCAGCUCCUAAACCUAAACUACCAGAAUCUAAAACAAUUUUAGAGAAAAAAAAUUAUUCCAUUCAUAUUGAAAAGAAAGAAUAUGUUGGUGAAAAAAAACCAACUGUUAAAACUUUCAAGUCAAAAUUUCGAAGCAUUGGUCUUGAAGAGCAGCCUCCGCCGCCUCCUAAGUCUAAAGCUCAAUCUAAAAAAGUAACCAAGAAUUUAGCACCUUUAUCUUUACCUAAAGUUGAAAAAAGAAGUUUGUCGCCUUCAUCAGAUUCCCCAAAUGAAAAGAAACUCAAGAGUUCCUCUCCUUCAGAUAGCAAAAAACUACCACCUAAUAUUCAAGAAAGUGGUUUGUUUAUGGAUGCUGUGUUAAAUGUAAUAAAUUCAGCUCCAAAAAUUACCAAAAAGCGGAAACCUAAAACUGAAGCUAUUAAGAAAAAUCAAGACUCUCAAUUAACAACUCCAUUAUCGCCAUCCCAUUUAUCUUCAAAACUUGAAAUAUCAUCGCCACCAAAAUCUCCGGUUCAUUCCCCUUCGACAUUAGACUUGGACUCUUUAACUACACCUCAGUCAAAUAACGAUGAAUCACUGUCAUUUUCUGAAACAGCCAUGUCUUCAGAUUAUGUUCCAUUAUUGACAGAAAAUAAUACGAAUGAUGUGGUACCUGAUCACAUGAUAUCUGAACCUAUAACAAAAGAAGAACCAAUCAUUGAGAAACCACCUCAACUUAAAUUUUAUCGAGAUACUUUAUUGGAUGCUUCUUCUGAAUCAUUCAAUACUGAUGAAAAAGAUGAAACAAUUGAAGAUAAAAUGUCUGCUGAUGAAUCUACUAAAAUUAAUGAUGUUGAUAACAAAGAUGGUCUAAGAAGUGUUCUCGUGUAUGUUAGAAACAAAUCAUCAAAAAAAUCAGUUUCAUGGAGACAAGAAAAUGAUUUAGUCCAAGUUUCUUACUUUGAACACGACGAAACUGAAAGAGUGAAUGUUACAAAGAAUUUUAAAGCUAUGGAAAUGCACGAACGUGAUGUGGAAAGACAAAACUUCAUAGCUGUCCGAAAAUUAAAUGCUAAUGAUAAAAUGGAACCAAAAAUUCCUUGGCGAUAUUUAGAUGAUAGCUUAUUAGUUGAUAUACCAGAAGAACCUGGCAAAGAAAAAAUUGAACCGGGAAGUGGCAGUCAAGAAAAAAAGAAACAGACUCUCAGAGAGCAAUCAAUUCUACCAACUAUUUACUUUUCUAGAAAUAUGAUACCAGAUUCACCAGCAGAACCUGAUCAAAUGGAAAUAGUCCCAUAUUCUGAACCAUUAAACAUACCCUUAGAAGAUAUGUCAGGAGAUACAGCACCUAUAUACAAUUAUGUCAAUACUGUUUGGCCAGAACCAAAAGGAGAUCAGCCUCAUAUUGUAGAUUUUCCUCUUGGAAUGAACAACAUGAUGACAGUUCCCAACAUGAUGUUGCCUCAACCUCAAUUUCCUGGAUAUGGUAAUAAUCAAAUGAAUUGGGGAAUGACACCUGAAAAUAUGAUGGGAAUGGGUCCACCGACGAAUAAUAUUUUUAUUCCUCCAAACCAAAUUAUGAUGAACAAUCAGAUGUAUAUGGGAGAUCAAUUGCCUCAGCAGCCUCAAUCUAUACAAUCACAACAACAACAAUCUGCACAACCACAACAUCAUCAAGUCCCUGUUCAAGAAGACCAGUGGAUGGGUCCACCAGGGCCCCCUAUGCAACAUGAUCAGCAUUGGGGUCAGCAUCAACCACCUAAUAACAAUGGACCUCCCUCACAUUUUGAAAGAGGUGGUGGUGGUAGUGGUGGUGGUAGCCGUGGUCAUACAAGAUGGGAUAAUCCUAGAGGUGGUAAUUAUGAUUCGUACCGAGGGAAAAUGAAUCGUAAUAAUCAACGUGGUAAUAGAGGUGGGCCAUACAACCGAAGAGGUGGUCAUCCAGGUAAUGGAAGAGCUGGUCGCUUAUGUAAAUAUUAUUCGAAACAAGGUUUCUGUAAAACUUCAAAUUGUGCAUUCUUACAUUCAAAAGGUUAAUGGUAUAUAUUAACAGUUUUUAUUUAUAAUCAUUAUUAUUUAUUUUUUUUUUUUUGUCACCUAAUAAGACUGAAUUUAAGUUACAAAUGUGUAACAAUAAUUUUCUAUCCCUUACUAUUCUUGAUCUUCAUUGACAUGUGAAAUGUAUAAGGUUCUAUAAUAAGAUAAUUUUACGCAUUUCAUUCAAGCCAAAAACUAUUAGGUAGUCAAAUCUUGUACAUAUUUGUUAAAUUAAUGUAAAUAUUUGUUAAAUAAAUGAACAUUAAUAUUUUA
Sipha flava (yellow sugarcane aphid) is the source of this 3763-nucleotide messenger RNA. RefSeq names its product serine/threonine-protein phosphatase 1 regulatory subunit 10 (gene PNUTS). The record is from RefSeq and is a predicted model, not a curated record. The transcript has 11 exons. Gene Ontology annotation, molecular function: metal ion binding. NCBI's taxonomy places the organism in Eukaryota, Metazoa, Arthropoda, Insecta, Hemiptera, Aphididae. The coding region runs from base 431 to 3490 and encodes 1019 amino acids.